This is a messenger RNA of Chara braunii, 1395 nucleotides long. The record is from the annotation of a GenBank genome assembly. Lineage: Eukaryota; Viridiplantae; Streptophyta; Charophyceae; Charales; Characeae.
GUUCAGGACCUUCUUUCUUACGUCAGUUUUCGACAAGGAUGGCACAAAUUGGGUCAAGGAAGACAACAGCAUCAAGGCUUUCUCCAUGAAAGCGUUUGACGUGCGCGGGGACGGCACCGAGCUUCGCAUGCUGACUGCGGAACAGUUCCUCAGUAGAACGAACGGCUACCGCAUCACUGGCUGCCUUCCUGUCGUUGAAAGUUCCUUGCAGCUCACCAAACCCUUGGUGAAAUUCAGCAGCCCGGCGGACCAACUGCCAGAUGUUGUUAAGGAGUACAGGGAAGCCUUCUCGAGGCUGCCUCUGGACCAGCAAGCCGACUGCGCUUUCGUGCCCUUUGUCACGAGCUCGAGGAAAUCACGACAGACGCCAUCCGCGCCGGUUGGGAAGAGGAAAGAGUUGGCUGCUUGUCCAGCUCCGCCUUUGCCAGCCGCGUCGCCCUCGCCCUUGCCCACGUUGAGGGGAGGUCACGAUAUCGCUCAAUGUUCUAGCGAGGCUACGGAGUACGACGACAUAAAUCUGUACGGACGCAAUGCUGCACGUGACAAUGCCCAGGAAGGUGCGACUGCCCUUACUGAGCGAAACGAAAAGGAAGAAGAUGGGGGAAACUACGGUCCACGUGAAGACGACGGUGAUGACGAGUAUAUGGACGUUGGGGAUGAGAACAUGCAGCACCAAAACAUGCUUGGCGAUGACGACGUUGGUGUCACGUCGGAGCAUGGCCCUGGCGACAUCCCCACCGGUUCUAUGGGAGCGACUGUUGGUCCGACCUUGUCAUCCCCUGCGAUAUGGCAUUCGCAAGGCGGGAGUCAGGGUGGGCAUGACUUGCAGGAGCACGUAGGAUCAAAGUCGAGGAAAAGGACAAGAGAAACUUCUCCUUCUACUUCCGCUCACAAGAGACAAGCGAGGACUGAUGCUGUUAAUGAGGCUCAUGGAGCUCUGGUGGCAUCCCAGGAGGCGAGACCUCCUCGGAAGAGAAGCCAGGGGGGAAGAUCUGGCGGUCGUGGCGGCGGCCGUGGUGGCGCAAGAAAAGGUCAGCAGAUAGUGCGGGCAGAAGAACUGCGGGACUCAGGGGAUGAGGGCGAGGGAGUGGGCCCUCACAUGCCCGACGAUGGUGAUGAACCGCUUCAGCACGCUGCGCCCAUCGACACGACGCGUUGUUUCUUCCUCGAGUAUGACGAGCGGGGUUUUGCUAAGCAAAAAGUCCUUCCUGUUCUUGUGGACGUCAUGAAAAUCAAACGCAUUCCCUGCGGGAAUAUUCUUUUUAACCACCGCUCUUUGUCUACGAACAUUGUGCGAGGCAUCGUGAAUGCCAUUGGGAGUUCCAUCACCACGGAACCGGGAGCGUGAGAUAGGCUUGACCUCGUGCUUGCGCCGGUUGACCGCAACGACAUCGU